AUGGAACACUAUUUUGGAACAUACUAUAUAUUUUUGCUAAGACAUCGCACUGCAUUCAGUAUGUCUGACGGAGACGUGUCGUUGAUCCGCGACGAGGACGUUCUACGUCGCAUGUGGCAGCAGACGCAAGACUUUUCCCGGAAGAAAGAGAUACGUGCCCACAUGUAUCGGCUGCGAGAGGAGCGAUUGCGCAACCUCUACUCGCCUGAACCUACCGCCGAUUCAAAAGGUUGUGAGUUCACGUCAUCGCAGGGACAUGUGAAGUCCUUCGCGGACCAAAGCUUCCAAUCCAUGAAGAGCAAGGAGGUGCGCGACGCGGGCUCCCCGCCCAAGGAGUUCAUGUACCGCGGCCAAGAUUUGAAGGAGCUUUCCAACGCUGGUUGGAACGUAGAAUCAGAAAACAGAACUACAGACGAUGGCCACACUCACAUCAAAACCGUUCAGGCCAACAUCGAAGGCAAGUACGACGUAGAAGGCGGUAAAGGACAGUUCGUAGCAAUAGAUCACAACAAACAAGCUGUUACCGAAUACGACGACGGCAACACCAGCCUGAAGAAAAAUGAGAGUUCAUCUAACACUGCCGCACACGAACAAGUCGUCCGCCGACUUGACGAUGGAUCUCAUUUCUCAUCUAGCACCAGCUCAUCUACUGCUACGUCAAAGUAUCAGGAAAUCUCCUCCACCACUCAUGAUGCUACGCCAUUUUUAACUGAAGAGUUAGACCUAACACGACAAUAUUACGAUAACAAACCUAACGAGGAAAUGGUAAUAAGAAGGAUUACGAAAACGAACGACUAUGAACAGAAUUUAAGAAACAAUUAUGAACAAGGAGAACUACUUUCACGGAAGGUUGAAUAUCCAGAUGACAACACCAAAGUAAUAGUUGAGACUAGAUGCCUACCUGAUGGCACGAGAGUAACAAGCACUCGCCGGGAAUUUCGAGCUCCAGUAGUACAAAGUUGCCGUUCAGAACAUCAUUCACAAAAGUCCAAAAGUGAGAGCAAGUCCACAUCUCAUUCAACAUCAACGCAGCACUCAGAUUUCAAAGAGUCUUCGUCUAAAAUAAUUCUUGAUUCUUUUGACAACCGUAGCGAUGGCAUUGUUGAUCAUCAAAGAACUUUAGAUGACUAUGAUUUUAAAAGAAAUUAUACUAAUGACUAUUCAGUCAAUCAAAUAGACGAUUACGGACAAACUACACAACAGCAAAAUAAUAAACAAAAAUAUGAGACAAAAAUUGAUGAAGUUGAUCGUCACAACGUUAUAUCGUCAGAAGAUAAAGAAAAUAACCAACGAGUAAUAUAUCACGAUGUAAAAGAUCAAACGCAGUACAGAGAAGAAAAUAAAGAGAUAAUUCAUGAUAUAAGGAAUGAAAAACAAAUAAUUGAUGAAGUUGAUCAUCACAAAGUCAUAUCAUCGGAAAAUAAAAAAGUUAACGAACGCGUAAUAUAUCAAGAUGUAAAAGAUCAAACGCAGUACAGAAAAGAAAAUGAAGAUACAGUUCAUGAUGUAAGGAAUGAAAAACAAAUAAUUGAUGAAGUUGAUCGUUACAAAGUUAUAUCAUCCAAAGAUAAAACAGAUAACCAACGCGUAAUAUAUCACGAUGUAAAAGAUCAAACGAAGUACCGAAAAGAAAAUAAAGAGGUGUUUCAUGAUGUAAGGAAUGAAAAACAAAUAGAGGAAAAUAUCGAGCGUAAAAUAAGUACCGAUAGAUAUGAAACAACAUAUCAAUCUGAUUACAACCAGAAAAAGAUAAGCACAGACUGGAGUCCCUCGCACCAAGCUUGGGCUAGUAGCUUGAGAUCUGAUACACCAACCCGCCAGACAACAAGAGCUUCUUCGCCUGGCAGUAGAACCUUUGUAUCGAGCAAUUCAUCCCUGAGAAGCAGUGUCAGUCCCGAUAAAACCCAUAGAAAACCUUCUAGCCGAGGUGGGAGUCCCACAAAAACGGAUAGAUCUUCCCCCAUUCGUAAUACAUCUGAGAGAUAUUCAAGUACCCACUCAAUGCAUUCUGUAGAUGAAGUAAAAGAAUUUCGUCGGUCUGAAGAUAAACCACCACAUUCCAAAUCUCCGGCCAGAUCAUCUUAUAGUCCAGAAAAGAAAGUCCCAAAUAACUAUCGCCAGAAACCAAGUGUAAGUCCCGAAAAGACGUCUUCUUAUUCAACUCCCAGAUACCGCGAUAGUCCUGAUCGAAAGCCUGAGAAUAAAGUUGGUUAUGCUGAUAAUUACCCUCGAACUACGUCUCCAUCGCGACAAACACAAAGAAAUUACUCUCCCACAACUCCUGAACGUAAACCAAGUCAUCAUUCGGAUGAUAAACAAAGACAUACUAGUAACUAUCCUCGCAACAUUUCUCCGGAAAGGUCAAAUAUUUCUGGAUCAUCACCAAGACAAAGCUUAAGCCCUAACAGAAAACCAGCUUAUGAAAGACCUCAUAACAGUCCUGAUAGAAAAUCUGGUUUUAAAACACAUCUAUCGGACGAAUUGCUAAAAGAUACAAUAUCUACAUCUACGCGGUCAUCUCCAAGUCCUGAAAGAAAACCAAAAUACCACGCAUCUGACUUAAAACCAAAUCAAGACAAAAAUUCGCCGUCAGCAUUAAAUCCUGUCCAAAAACCUAAUGCAGAGAGAAAUAGUGUUAGUCCCGAAACAAAACCAACUUAUGACUCUAUUACAAAACAAAACACUUCGAAAACCAUCAGACGUAGUCCCAGCCCUGGGUCGUGUUAUCAACGACCCACUACUCCUAAUAAUACUCCAAGUAAUGACCGACGAAGUAAGAGUCCAGAAAGAAAACUAGAACAUACAAAUAGUAAUAAUGAUUUUUAUCCUGAUAGUGAAGUGCCAUCAAAUUUCCCUAUAGAAAAGCCUAGAGACGAUAAAUCGGCAUAUCCUGACAAAAUAUCUAAAGAAACACAUAAAAGCAUUAAAAAAGCCCCCGAAAAUGAUUAUUCUACGAAAACACAGAAUAAUAACUAUGAAAAACAAUUACAUAAUAGAGAUUCUGGAAGCCCAGAAAGAAACCCUCAUGUUGAAAUGAACAGAAAGUCACCCGUGAAACAAUCUCCUACUACUUAUUCCGCAACGAAACCUUAUACAAAAGGCACAACAACGGUAAAAGAAGAUCAUUAUAAGUUUAUAGACGAAGAAACAAAGAUGUAUACUCCUACUGAUAAAACAGAUUCUACUAACGAAAAUCAUCCUUUCACUAAUGUACCCGUGCAAAAGUCUCCUGUAUCUAAGGGGGUAACAAAGGAGCCAUCUCCGAAUAAGAGUUCAAUUAAAUUUACAGAUGAUAAGUUAUAUGAAACAAAAAUCGACCAUACGACUACUGAUGUUUUAAGGGAGCACAACGAAACCAUUUAUGCUAAUAAGCGGGAACACCAUACGCCAAAAAGAAUUGAAAUAUCGCCACUUCCAAAUAAAAAUGUUACUUCGCCAGCGAAAUUUAGUACGCCUGAUAAAAAACCCCAUCAUGAAGAGCCUAAAUCACCUACAAAACAGCAUCAGCCUGUACUUUCAAACAAAUCUUCUCCAAGAAACAGCGUUUCUCCUUCUAAAACAUCAAUACAAGAUAAUAAACAUACAUUAACUACUGAUUUUAUAGACAUCGAAAAGUCCUCAGAGGAAGCAAAUAAAAAAAUAACGGAUACAAGACAAGAAACAGUGAAAAGUCGAUCUCGCCAACUCGUUACUCCAUCUAGUAGCCCUACUAGGAAACUAAAACCGGAAAAUGAACCAUCAACUGGACAAAGUUCUCCUACUACUUCCGUAAGCGGAUUUGUAUACUUUAGUUCACCUCGUAGGGAAAUUCUUGUAACAGACCUCGAUGAUAGUACAAUUAAUUCAGAAUUAACUGGAACGAUCACCGACAUUAACGCAGUUGAAGUUACGAGACCAUCGUCACCCUCAAAAAUACCCUGCAGAUCUCCAUCUCCACAGAAGGUAUCAUCUCCAAGCAAGAGUAGCUUACCAAGAAAAAGUUCAUUGAAGAAAACAUCCUCUGAAAAAAACCAAGUGCCUUCAACAGAACAGCCCCCGUCUAGCUUCCGAGUUUCUCCAAAGUCUGAUUUUCCUGAGAGCGAAGUUACACAAAAUCACCCUAUUAAAUCGGAAAAUACUGUAGUAAAACCUAAACCACCACUCGAACGACGUGAGACAUAUGAGGAACGUUGCCUUAAAAUACUUGGCAUGAUGAAAGAAGAUUCCUUAAAAUCUGUAGAGGCAACAGUACAUUCUAAGAAGCCAGAUUCUAAUUUGACGUCGCCCAGUAUAUCACCUUGCGAAAGUCCUGAACCAAACCACUCAUCUUUUAAAGAACCUGUAAACAAUAAGACUACUGAAGAAAAUAAAAACCUCACGGACUUUUUAACUAAAGAAUCGGAACAUAUAAUUAAAACUUCCUCUUUAAUUGAAAUCGAGCAAACACCGAGGCAUAAACCAGCAGCAGAAAAUGAUAUAAAAUUGCGUGAGCGAGAGAAAAGUCCAACCAAAACAAAAACACAACAUGAAACUAUCAGUUUUAUUAAAGAGAAGGAUAGAAUAACCGACGACGUAUCAGGCACCGUUAAGACAUUAGUGACAUCUAAGAAAGUAACUUCGAGCCAUAAUGAUGGUACGCCUUUAGCUAAAAUAAAGCCGGAUAAACAAAUAUCAAGAGAUACAUCACCUACAAAGAGUCAUAAUUCAGAUAAUACGCAAAAAGCACCUGCCAUAGAUAUUUCGCCUGGUAAGAAAUUUGUUACAAACAAGCAACCAAACUUAUCUAAGGACUCCUCACCGUUGCAGACUUUAGCCCCAGAAAAAACACCUUCCAGAGAUACUUCGCCGACAAAACUUCGAGACAUAAUAUCACAUUCGGAGUUUAACAAUAUAAAGUCUAGUACCAUAUCUUCAAAUAAUGAUGUUGAGAAAGAAACGAACAAAAAAAUUGUCUCAAGCAAAUACCCGUCAUCACACAGUGUUGAUUUAAAACCCAAGAAUUCCGAUGAAGAUUCGAAGCCAGAAUAUUCUAGUAGUCCAACAUCAAAGAUACCAGGUAAGAAGGUGGAUGUAGAGCACCAUGAGUAUGAUAAAGCUAAAAAGCCUUCGUCUGACUCAUUAUCGAAACAGGCAUAUAAAAUUUUCGAAAGACAAGAUGUAAGCGAAGACAAUGAACUGGAAUCAAAACAAACCGGUCUUCAAUUACCUAAAGCUCAUGAUAAAACAAACAGAUAUCCAAAAGAAGUAAUACCAAACAAAUAUGGUAGGCCUCGUAGCCCUGAUAAAAAAAUUGUCCAAUCAAAUAACACAGAAGAGGAUGAAAAGCGUAGAAUUGAUAAAUUACCGCAUUCUUUGUCUACAGUUUGUAAAACUUCUGAAGAUCAGUCUAAGCUGGUAUCGGUAGUCAAAGAACAAGAAAAGCAAACAAAAUUGCUUACUCAAAAUGUGGAUGAGACCGAAGAUUACACCACACAGCUUAUAUUAUCUGAGAGAGAACAAGAAGUCAUGGAUAGGGUUCAAAAAUCAUUGAGAAAAUUAUCUCCUGAGCGUAAAGAAAGGGCACCUAGUAGGGAAAAAAGCCCAAUGAAGACUAGCACCUGUUUACGAGACAUUGAUGUCAAGACUCAUUAUCAGGAGACACGUGAAGUACUUGAAGCAGAUGAAAGUACGGAAACUAUUCAAAAACGUGUCAUAACAGCAAGGGACGAUGAUACUCGUAGAAAACCAAAAUCAGAUAAAUCUAAAGACAUAAAGGUAUCCAGCAAACCUUCGUCUAGGAAUGUCUCUCCAACCAAAAAGGUAACAAACAUGUACAGUCCAAGAAGUGAAACACCUGAUAGUGCAGGUAAACCACGAAGCACAUCCCCUAAGAAACAUUUAACAUCAAUGGAAAGGCCUAAAUCGCCACAAAUACAAAAAACAACUAGUGUAAAACCUAAAGAACAUGUACCCUCUCAGUUAACAAGAAAACCGUCACCAAUCAAAGUUGAUAAAACUACUACAAAUGAAAUAAAGAAAACAAGCGUUACAAAACAAAACAGCUUUACUAAAACAGCAACCACAAAAUCGUCAGCCACCAAGACGAAUCAAAGUAUUGUAAAUAAAAAUAUUGACUUAGAAGCUAGAAGAACAACAACUUCAAAAAUCUUAAACAAAGAUAUCACUUCGAAAAAAGAUACGGGUGUUAAAGUGACACGGACAAGCAGUGACAUUACACUUAAAUCUAAAAAGCCUACGUUCCCACAAAAAGUUAAAUCUAAACCAGAAAUACAAGUAAAUGACAUUUCUACUUCGAAAAUCAACAAGCAAAUCAAUAUUACUAAAACUGACAAAACAGUAUCAAAAGAAUCGCAAUCUAAGUUGCCAAGCAAACCCAAAUCGGCUACUGCUUUAAACACAUCCGAUGAUGAUGAUGACGUCAUUAUUGAUGUUCAGCAAGCAAAAUCUUCAAGAGAAAAUUCACCGGAUCGUAUUUGUCCUACUCCGAUAAACUUUUCUGAUGAUGUUGGCAUCCCGAGAUUCCCCGAUGAAGUAAAUGAACCAGAUGACGACUUUCACAAAAGAACACACCAUACAAUUCAUGAAACAGAAUCAAUUGUUGAUGAUAUAGUCGAAAUAUGCGAAGAGGAUGAAUUGUUUGUCAAAAAAACCGAAGAAGAACGCGUUACAGAUGCUGAACGGAGCAUAUUGACUGUCGAUAAUAAAGUGUCUAAAUUUACCAAAAAACUUGAAACUAUCAAUAAACCCAAAGAUACUACCACGCGUUUUAAACAUACUGAACGAAAAGUACAUUCCGACUUUAUGGAUGAUAAGCUUACAUCAGAUGAGUGCUUACUUUCAGUUUCUGAAAAAGUUAAUAAAUUCGCUAAAGGUCCUAGCAAUACAAAAGAAAGCAGAAGUCCAUCACGUAACAUUAAAGAUGAAUAUGAUAAGGAUACAGUAUAUCAAGAUAAUUAUACAAAACUUAGUGUCAACGACAAGGCCCACUUAUUUAUUGAAACUGCAGAAAAUAUAAAGGUAUCUAAACCAAAAAUAGCUCAGAAAAUAGAGCGUCCAGAUUUGAAUGACGUCGAUGAAUCACUUAAAAGUGAUGACUGCUUGCUCAGUGUUUCAGAUAAAGUAAACAAAUUUGUUAAAACCGCAGAACAAUUUUUGAGUGAAUCAUGUGAAGUUGAGGAGAAAGAAAAGAAAAUUAAGGAGCAGCAUGAUCAAAUAAUGAGGAAAAUAAUAGAAAAUGUUGAUUACGAUUCAGAUUACGAAAGCAAAAAUUUAAAAAUUCACGAGGAGUUUAUACGAAACAAAGAACUAGAAUCAAGCGACGAAAUUGUACAAUUGUCCCAAGAUAAGCCGAAAGAUAUUUCGAGCCCAAAUAAAAGACCUACAGAAAAAACUCCUGUUAAAAUCACAACUUUACGUAGUAGUGAAGCUGUUAAAAAGGCAAAAGCACUUUUUGAAAAUAUUGCAUCGAAUAAUCAAACCACUAAGGACAUUAAGUCACACACUAGGGUUACUAAGUUGACGGAUAGUAAGAAAACGCCGAAAGCAGACUCACGAGACUCAAAACCAUAUUUAGAAAACGAUUCUCUAAAGGUAACUAAAGUUGACAGUGAAAAAGAGAUUUCUAAAAUUACUUCCAGUGAAGAUUCUAUUAAAAGUCCGAUAAAUAUUCCAAAACCUACACGUGAGCAUGAUGAUAAACCAAGGCAAAGUCCAUCGCGACUUAGAAGUCAUUCCCCAGAUAUAUCAAGGAAUAAGUCUCCCGUUUGGAAGUUAGCCAACACCACAACGACUGUUAAUACUUCCGAAGAGGUUUCAUCAAAAUAUCCCACAUCUGAAAGAUCAGAAUCACCUCUACAUCGACACGAACACGAUAUUCGUGAAAAGUCGCAAGACAAAAUUCCUGGUUAUCUGCGUCCAACAAAAACAAGCCAGCUAAAGGACGAAACGAAGGUAAUAGAAACGACUGAUGUUAGCAGUCGAAGAGGUAGUGGAAAAUUUGGAGUCGAACUUCGCCGUACAAGUAUUGAAAGAUCUACAAUAAGCAGCGAACGUCGUCGCAGUAGCGUAGACCAUAAUCAACCCAGUAUUGAAGAUAUUUUCAACAUUAACCUUCUAGAACAAAUGCUGGAUAAGGUCGUUGGUUACGAGCAGAGGCGUCGCAUCAGAGCGCAAAUACGAAUCGCGAAGAAAAGUCAGGAAAAUAAAGACGUGACUAAUUCUAACGCUAUAAAAGAAACUGUCGUGACCAUCACAAAAGCUCCUUCAACAGAACGGCGGCAAAGAUCACACACCCCUGAAUAUCAGACGAGAUCUACCCCUCAAAAAUCUCCGGAAAGGGAAUCUAAAUCGUAUCAGAAGAUUGAUUCACCUGUAAGGCAGUCUUCGCCACAAAGAGUAAUUUCUUCUGAAUGUGAAAUAAAACCCCAUAUUGACAAAACUCUUUCACCAGAAAGAAAAUCUCCUGAUCAAAAGACUGUUUCACCAGACAUAACAAAACCGAAUGAUCAAACGACUUUGUUUAACGGUCACACUCAAGAACCAAGCAAAAUCUUAGUUGAAAAGAGACCACAGAGUCCCUCGAAACUUCCACAAAAAUCCACCGCAACAUCCAAAAGCCCAUUACGUCCUACGAGUCCCGAUAAAAAAGCAAGACCUGCCUCCCCGACAAAAUCGACCAGACCUAGUACUCCGAGUAAAUUAGCCAGACCUAUAUCUCCGCCUAAACAAGCCAGGCCUGCCUCUCCGAAUAAACAAACCAGACCUGCCUCUCCAACUAAAUCAGCUAGACCUGCAUCUCCUACUAAAUCAGGCAGACUUGCCUCUCCUACCAAGUCAGCCACGACUAAAUCUACAUCACAUCAACUUAGCGAGUAUGCUUCUGUUUACAUGAAGAAGAUAGGUCUUAAAACGGAAGGAGUGAAGACUUCUCCAUCGAAACUCAAAAAAUCCCCUGAAAAUCUUGUUAAACAAGAAGAGACUGUUACACGAAUAGAAGAUGAAGCAGUUGAGAUCGAUCAAACAUCAGAUUCUAUAAAUAAAAACGUAACAGAACGUACAUCAUCUGAGGAUGUCAUAGAGAUUAUGCAGACUAACGGAAAGAGGUCUCCGUCUCCUCAGGAGAAACGUAGCUCAAAGCGCAGAUCACAGAGUCCAGAAAAAUCUCCAAGUCCGGAAUCUAGGAGGCCAAUACAGCAAGAGACUAAGGUUGAGAAGACAAAAGAAACCAUCACUAAGACCGUGAAUGAUAUUGGAAAAAAGGUUCCCACUAAACAGUUGCAGGAAGAAAAACCUUCAUGGGUUACUAACAGGAAUCUGAAGAAAGUUGCUUCUACAGCAAGAACGUAUAGCAGCAAAAAAAUCGAAUCUGAAAAACCAAAGUACCGUGCUCCCAGUCCAUCCAAAGUUAUUUCAAAGCCAAUCGAUGUGAUUACGUCUAGCUAUGGGCCUGGACCUCUCGACGCGGACGGUAGACCACUCUUUGGAAUAAAAGCGCUUAGAAAUGGGGCUACAAACUAUCAAGUAAAGGGCACGGUGAUUCGUCAAGAAUAUCAUUCUAAGAAUGGAGGAGAGCCUGUAGGCACGGUUUCCGUUACCGCUUACUCCACGGAGCCUGAGGAUUUGGAGAAACUGCUACAAGACCAAGGAGAGCGACCUUCGAAGAUCCACGGACUCGCCGCUAUCACAACCACAAAGAAGUUUGGAGGCGAUACUGGAACUACGUACAGUGAGAUUCAUACUAAAGAAGACCGCGCAGCAUUGGACCAGUUUACUCACAGCGACCGACGAGUGAGUGAGUCCAAAAUCGAUCGCUCUUCAGAAAUUAGAUACGUUGAAGACACGAGAGAGAAGAAACACAGUGUAACAGAGAAGGGCAACACUUACAGCGUUGAGUGCCGUCACGAAAGGCAUGAUAAAGAGAACGAUAGCGAAUACUCCGUGAAGAUCACAAGACAAGAAGAAGAAAGCGAUAGCACGCAAAAAUACGACCAGCAGGAGAUCUCUGAAACCUACAUCAUGGAAAGCAGGAGAGAAGACAGUAGAAGGCAAAAGGAAACUGUAGAUAGUGGCUAUAGAGUUGAAAUAAAAAGGCAGGAGAGAAUUGGCGAUGAUCGGGAAACUAGACAUCAUGAAAAGGGAGUGGGGAACGUUCGUAAAGACAGAGUGGAGAGGAUUCAAACAGUAGAGAGAGUACCGCGCAGUAAAGAAACUGGGAAAUCUGAGCGAAUUGUGGAAACUAAAACAUCAGCCGUUCGUCGAGGCUCGGUCAAGUCACUUACGGAGAAAUUCAUUAAAAACGCAAGUGAAACCAGCAAGAGCGAGCGUAGCGCGUACCCGAAGGCGGGACUCAUCCUGCGCAGCAGUGGACUGAAAGACUCCGUCUCCAGCGACUCCUCAGCGCACGCUGGUCUAACGCGGACAGACAGCGAGCAAAGCCUGGGGUCCGGUGACGACAACGUGAUUACAACUACUACCACCACCACGACGACAACACGGCGGCAGGACAUGGGCGAUGGCGAUACCAGCACUACGCAUACCCGCACCAGCAACGAACGCUCGUUCCUCGACAGCAACACCAAGGUCACCGGCGUGCAGGACAUUCUCACCAGGAUGAAGAACGCUGACAUCGUGGUGGAGGAAAGCGACAGCUGCGAGGACGCUGAGGCGCGUGCGCUGCUCAACAAGUUCCUCGGAGCCAGCGUGCUGAUGGCCGGCAUGCAGGGCUACGUCACCGAGCAGCCCACCGGCAAGGUCAUCGUCAAGCAGGAGACAAUACACAGUAGCGGUGGUAAGGUGACCAGCAGCACCAAGGUCGAGGAGUUCGACUUAGAGCGGUGCUGGGACGAACGCGUUCUACGAAAACUUCUGGAAGAGUGCAGCGACUACGAACAGCGACGUCGUUUACGUGCACGCAUUCGCACACUCAUGGCGGAGCAAGAAGCAUGCACGAGCGCAGUGACGGAGGCGCUCGCGGCGGCGGGUGAGGACGGCGAGUCGCGCGGUGAGUCUCUACUUUUGCCACUGCUGCACGGGCUGCUGGGCGCGGCACGGGGCCGUGAGCGCGAUGGGGAGCAGGGCAAGGAGCGGGGCGGGGAGCGGAGCGGGCUGGCAGGCGCGGGAGCCGCCGUGUUAGCGGACGUGCGACGCGCGCUUGCCCGCUUACGUGCCGCUCUCGCCCCACCCGCUAACCACCCACAAGCGCAGGCACUGCUCAGCCUCGCCGACCGCCUGGAAGACGCUCUGGACGCGGCCGACCGUCUGGACGGAUGUCCUCGCACUCGUCGCCGAAGACGCGCCUCGCGGCACACUGUCGCCGUCACGCACCAAGAUCUGGAAGAGGCGCGUCGUCUCAUAUCCGACUCUCCACAGCAACCCGAACCCUCCUGCGAGGAGAAGGUGACCCCCACCCACACCUCUGUUGAAGCUCCACAAAUGAGCCGCGAAGUGCGCGUGGUGAGACGCACGCCGGCCCCACGCCGUCCGGACUUCUUCCGACACUCAGUCGCGGACACCUUGCAGCCGGACCCCGUUCCGCGUUGGCCCGAAUCCAAAAGUGGCAUCGCAGCGAUCGCCAAUAAGUUCAAUUCCAACGUCGAGAGCCCUCCCCCUCCGGUGAGGCGGGCGCCGGUGAGUCGCCCGCCCCCCGCGAGUCAACGGUCCAUGGAAGAACCGCCGCGUGCCCCGCUCUACCGCCCCCCACCUCCCACAUACAAUUUCGCAGUACCCCCAUCCGCUGACGACGUGUCCAAACCCUUGAACAGAUUCAGCAACAGCAAACGCGCCCGCAUGAAACGAGCGAACACUAUAGACAUAGGUAAGCCGCUGGGCGGUUAUCACAUCGACGUCGAAAACGAAGAUGCCCACCAUGCGCCGGCCGUACCGGAGUUUCGUCCGAAGACUGAAAAUGAUCGCAAGUUUCUCGCUUUCAUGCAAAAGAACCAGGAGAACGAGCGCGCCUCGACUGCUGGGCCAGCAAAUUGGAGCAGUCGGUUCGGUAACAUAAAGAACGCAUUCGAGAACCGAGAGCGGGAGCAACAGAGUACAAGAUCUGUUAGUGCUUCCUCAUCCUCCGCUAAACGGUUUUGGCAAGCGAGCGACGAGCAUACACCAAGGCCGCGAAAAUUCCUUUCCGACAUUACGACAGACAUUAAUAGACCUCCUUGGGUUUCGCAACGCAGGGAACCCAAUCGAGCGCCCGCUGCACCUCCUGUGCUACCCCCCAGUCACUCUUCCCCACUGCAAGCACCUAUUCAAUAUACAGCAGAAAAACCUUUCAUUGCAAAACCUAUUCCAGUUAACCAAUUUUCCCACGCCCCGAUGUCACCAUUUAAACCUCCUAAGAAAAUUGCGUCGCCUAUUUCCGCUCCUCCAAAUGUGUGGAGUCCUCCCUCGUCGAAUAUUAUUAGAUCCCCGACGGCAGAAAAUCUGCCCGAAUGCGCAUUUAUGCCUAAAUCGUUUGUGCCCAGUCCCCCGGUUCCUAGAGUGCCGUGGGCAACUGAUAACGAAAAACCGAGAAAAUCAUUUGGUCAAGUCGCUUCUAAAUUCGAAAACGAAAAGUUCACAUCGCAAACCGCUCCACCCCCAAAACUUUACAGUUACCAACCAUCAACACCUCCGACCCGUACCAUAUCUCCUCAAAUUCGGGGUUACCCCAUUAAAGCGAUUCCAAGUCAGAACGAUUUAGCCGCACCGGAGCUCGUGAAAAAAAUUCACGAAACAAAUCCGCAUCGCAGCCCGGAACCUUUCCCCGAACCUGUAGACGCUCAGAAGCUUCAAAUAGAGUUUUACGAGCGACAAAUACGCGAAAAAAGUCGCCGCGGAUCGACCACGAAUGUCGACCGGAAGCCUCCUGCAGCUCCCGCUCCUCUCCCCACUUACACCGUAGUCGACUACACUCCUCCCAACGCGGCGGCCUCGUUCGUCCCUCUGCAACAGACGCCAGACAUAGAGAAAGCGAAAGCGCACAAGGUGGAUUACUUACCCGACGUGGUGAUGAACGAACGCGGAGGCGAGGGUCCAAUGACAAACGGAGACGCGGAAGAUGCCACGGAGCACGACAGUGUGGAGACGAAGGUGAUGAGAGGACCCGUGAGAGGUUCCGCCACCAUCACAACUGGUGUGCGCACGCGCAACGGCGCUGCUGACAGCCUCAGCAGUGCACUUCACCGCCUCGCUUCCCCCAAGCACGACAUUUUCCCUCAGAUGGAUAGACAGGCUCAGAAAGCUCAGAGAGCGGCCAUAUCGCCGGGGGGCUCCAGCGAAGGAAGCCCGAAUGCACGCUCGCCUGCAUCUCCCGCAUCUUCGCGCAAGCUCGCUGUUCGCACCAAGUCCAUGCACCUGUUGGCCGCGCCCAAGCUGUACGAGGGUGGCAUCGCCCGCGAACAGCUGCCCGAGAAGAAGCGCACGGUAGAGGCGUACUUUUCCGGGCGGGUGGGGGCGGGGAGACCUGGGGCGGGCGGCUACGCGCUGGGCCGCAGCCGUACCGUGGCCACGCUGUCCGAGCUGCAGCUGUUGGACGAGAGCAACGCGGACGACGCGUUCGAGGACCUGGUGUCGGCGCUCGCGUAG
This is a messenger RNA of Parnassius apollo (apollo), 13545 nucleotides long. The record is from the annotation of a GenBank genome assembly. NCBI's taxonomy places the organism in Eukaryota, Metazoa, Arthropoda, Insecta, Lepidoptera, Papilionidae.